AUGUGUAUCUGUCGUUUGAAGUUGUUUUCCAGACUCCUGGCAGUGUUCACGUCUCAACUGAUGACUUGCAUUGGGUACCCAACACAUGUGCCAAUCACAGUUUGCGAAAGCCUUUUUGCGUACCAUUUUACUCAGCCACCCCCGGCCUUACCCACUCCCCCUCAACCGCCCAACACAAAUCCAUACAGAAUCCACGUGAGUAAUGAUAGCUAUACACGAGAUGGUCAGCUGACUGUAACGGUAAAUGGUACCAAGGGUUUUAAGGGGUUCAUACUUCAGGCGCGUGCUGCAGGGGAUUCAAGACCUGCUGGUACCUUUCAGGGGAACCUGUCCCCGAACCAAACCUAUAUGUGGUGUUCCGGUGGAGAGCCACAGAACACAGUGACACACCAACGUUCCAGACCACCACAGAUUACCGCCUUUUAUACGCUUGAAUUUACCUGGAAAGCACCAGCAGAGAGCGUUGGAAAUAUCACAUUUUGGGGCACCUUCGUCGAAAAUUACACCAGUUUUUGGGUUGGUGUUCAGUCUGUGACUGUCAGUGGCCCUGCAUUGGACCCACAACAGCCACCAGUGAUACAGCCUGGCUUUGAGAUAACGAAAAAUGGUUGCGGCAGCCAAAAAGGUUGUUAUUCUGAGCCCACAGACUGCACAGAUAGUUCAAACUGCGAAUUCUUGGUCACCUAUGAAACAAAAGGAGAAAAUGUUACAUUUGAGAUGAGUGGAAAACAUGGCUACGUUUCUAUCGGAUUCAAUUCCAAGCAGAAAAUGGACCAAACGGACUCCAUUACUUGUUCAACUUCAUCCAAUAACGCUGUAGAAAUUAGACACUAUCACUUAGAUUACAAUCAGCCAAUCAGGACUGACUUGGAAAACUCUACGGACAUAAUUCGCGAUAUGGGAGUGUACGAAAAUGGAACAGUUACUUGCAAGUUUGUUCGCAAAAUUUCACCCACUGAUCCAAGGAUGAAAAAUUUAACCAAGAGCUGGUUUUUUGUAUUUGCUUGGGGUAAAGUCAGUAACACAGGAGCUCUUUCGUAUCAUAGAGAAAAUGCGACAUUUUCCCUAGAACUGGUGAAUGUUACCCAACCUGCCGUGCUGAAAAACGGGCGUAAAACAGCACCAGCACCCACCCCCGAAGGUGAACUUGAGUUUUUAACUUCUCAAUGUGGCCAAACAAAGAGUUGUUACUCGGAGCCCACAGACUGUACAUCUAGCAGCACCUGUGACUAUCUUGUCACAUUCGAACCUUGCGAAGACAAGAAUGACGUCAAAUUUGAGUUAAGUGCGAAGACUGGUUGGGUCGCCAUCGGAUUCAACAAAGAGAGCAAAAUGGACGGUACAGAUACUAUUAUCUGCUCUCGCUUAAAUGAUGACACUGUAGCCACGGAGCACUAUAGCCUGACUGGCCAUGACAACCCAGUUCAAACCAAACCGACUCCUGCAGGCCUUAUGGUGAUCUCUGGUGCGUAUGAAGACGGAGUCAUUAAGUGUAGAUUUUCUCGAAAUAAAACAGCAAAUGGCAUGUUAGGAUUGGACCAAGAAGUGUUCUUAAUUUACGCUCGUGGUGAUGUGAAUGGUGGUAUACUUAUCCGGCACACUCACAGGUCACCCAGCACAAGUAAAGUCGAUGUUUGUAAACUGAACACCGCGCUCGAGAGUAAGACUACGGACAACAAGCUACUGAAAGCUCACGGCUCGCUAAUGGUGGUGGCCUGGGUUGGGUUUGCAACUCUGGCUAUGUUUGCCGCGCGUUAUAUGAAGGACGCCUGGGGAAAACUAUUUGGACUUAAGAAGUGGUUCCAGGUUCACAGGGCACUGACUGUAAGCUGUUUGAUUUUCACUCUAGUCGGUUUUGUGCUGGUUUUUGCUCACGUCGAAGGCUGGUCUGAAGCAGAUGUGGCACACUCUGUACUAGGGGUCAUUAUCACUCUUCUUGUCUGUGCACAGCCCAUUAUGGCGCUCAUGAGGCCUAAACCAGCAACUGAGAAUCGAUGGAUUUUCAACUGGUGCCAUCGUAGUGUUGGCAUCUCUGCAUUUAUUCUUGCGGUGGCCAACAUAUUCCUCGGCCUUCGCCUGCCUCAUUUAAACGCUGAAGUCGGAGUUUAUCUCAUGACCUUUUUCUGCGUCGGCCUGGUAGCAGUUGUUGCACUUGAGAGCUACAUUAGGUGCCAAAAGAGUAAGAAAGGACUACUUUACAUGACCUUUGGAUUCCUCGUUGUCCUAACCAGUACUGUUUGUUUUGCCCUGCUUCUUUUCAUUACCAUGGCAACUUGA
This is a messenger RNA of Pocillopora verrucosa, 2277 nucleotides long. Its product is annotated as putative ferric-chelate reductase 1. The record is from RefSeq and is a predicted model, not a curated record. NCBI's taxonomy places the organism in Eukaryota, Metazoa, Cnidaria, Anthozoa, Scleractinia, Pocilloporidae. Gene Ontology annotation, cellular component: membrane.